This is a messenger RNA of Girardinichthys multiradiatus, 3490 nucleotides long. RefSeq names its product DIS3 like exosome 3'-5' exoribonuclease (gene dis3l). Gene Ontology annotation, molecular function: RNA binding; 3'-5'-RNA exonuclease activity. Gene Ontology annotation, cellular component: cytoplasmic exosome (RNase complex). The record is from RefSeq and is a predicted model, not a curated record. NCBI's taxonomy places the organism in Eukaryota, Metazoa, Chordata, Actinopteri, Cyprinodontiformes, Goodeidae. The transcript is spliced from 18 exons. Gene Ontology annotation, biological process: rRNA catabolic process. The coding region runs from base 23 to 3208 and encodes 1061 amino acids.
CGCCUGCUUGUGAGCUGUUUACAUGUGUGAGUUCCUGGUCGAGCCGCAGCUCCGCAGCUGGGUCCUCAGGAUGAUCAAGACCGAGAAGGUUCUGCACCUGAAGAGCAGCCGGGGCCGGAAGGUUCGGGUGGUCCGGGAGCACUACCUGAGGGAGCGGGUCCCCUGCUUCAGCUCUCUGUGCCAGGCGGACUGUGAGAAGGAUGGUAAAGUUCUGCCUGGAGAUCUCACCCACUACGUGGUGCCAGAUGCUGAGGUGGUGGUGAACUACCUGGAGGUUCUGGAGUUCCCGGAGUUGCAGGGGGUCGUGAUCACGCAGACGGCCUGCCAGGCUCUGCACAGCAAGGGACGCAGGUUCUACAACCGUCUCAGGAAUCUGCUGAAAGACCCACGCCAUGACUGCGUCCUGUUUGCCAACGAGUUUCAGGAGUACUCCUACUGUCCAAGAGAGAAAGGAGAGAGCCAGGAGAAGUGGCAGACCAGGUGUGUGUACGCCGCUGCAGUCUGGUACUACAACCACCUGGCUGGACUGAUGAACAUCGUGAUGAUCACGGAGGACGAGGAAGCGGUGUCUCGAUUCAGCAGCCUCAACUCUGGAGUUUUUGUCAUCAGAGUCCAGGACUAUUUGCAGAACUUCUGGCCGGAGCUGAAGGCUGCCCAUGAGCUCUACAGCGCCAUCACUCAGGUUCUGCAGGAGAAGGAGGGCGAGGACUCUCAGAGAGAGUUUUCAGAACAUCUGCCUGCUGAGGUCCUGGAGGCAGGGAUCAAAUCUGGACGCUUUAUUCAGGGAACUCUGAAUGUGAGCAAACAUCGGCCACAGAAUGAAGCUUUCAUCACAAACCAGGGUCUGUCCACCAAGAACCCAGAUCUGAGCAGCGGUGUGUUGGUGUUUGGUUCUAAGAGUCGAAACCGAGCCGUGCACGGCGACACGGUGGUAGUGGAGCUGUUGCCAAAGAGCGAGUGGAGAGGGAAGGUCACCGCGCUGACUGAGAGACAGGUGGACGAGAAGAGCGGGGACGAGAGUGAGACUAAAUCCAUGCCGACAGGUCGCGUUGUGGGAAUCCUGCAGAGAAACUGGAGGGACUACGUGGUGACCUUUCCCCCCAGGGACGGGACCCAGUCCCAGAGCAGGAACUCCCAGCGCAUCCUGGUCAUACCCUGGGACCGCCGGAUCCCCAAGAUCCGGAUCAGCACCCAGCAGGCUGACGCUCUCCAGGACCACAGGUUGGUGGUGCGGAUCGACUCCUGGCCCAGCACGUCUCUCUACCCCAACGGACACAGCGUGCGGGUUCUGGGCCGAGCUGGAGAGCUUGAGACCGAAGUCCAGACCAUCCUGAUGGAGAACUGCAUCCAUGUGCCUCCGUUCUCAGAAGCACAGCUGAGAGAGAUGCCGGUGAAUUCCCCGGAGAAUCCCUGGACGGUGGAUCCUGCUGAGGCAGCGGAGCGGCGGGACCUCAGGGAGACCCACCUGGUGUUCAGCAUCGACCCGCCGGGCUGCGAGGACGUGGACGACGCGCUGUCGGUGCGGAGCCUUGCAGGUGGGAAGCUCCUGGAGCUGGGAGUCCACAUCGCCGAUGUCACUCACUUUGUCAGCGAGGGCUCGCUUACCGACCUUGAGGCCCGAUCCAGAGCCACCACCUACUACCUGGCGGACCGCCGACAUGACAUGCUGCCAGCUGUGCUCAGCGCUGACCUCUGCUCCCUGCUGGGUGGAGUCGACAGGUACGCCAUGAGCGUCCUGUGGGAGCUGGAUGCUCAAAGCCUGGCCGUCACCAAGGUCUGGUUCGGUCGAACCCUGAUCCGGUCCUCUUACCAGCUCCACUACGAGCUGGCCCAGGCGCUGCUGAACAGGAAGGAGGCCGAAGUUCCCGAGCUGGCCCGGCUCGACCCCGAGGAGCGGGACACCAAGCUGACAGAGCUUACGGAGGCGCUGGAGAAGCUGACGCACAUCGCCAGACACCUGCGGGCCCAGAGGGACCGAGGAGGAGCGCUGGAGCUGGAGGGAGUGGAGGUCCGAGCCCAGCUGGACGAGGAGAAGAACAUCACUGCGCUGGUUCCCCGUCAGCCCCUGGAGGUCCACGAGACCGUGGCAGAGUGCAUGAUCUAUGCCAACCAAUGGGUGGCACGCAAAAUCCAGGAAGUUUUUCCCUAUCAGGCUCUGUUGAGGCGUCACCCGCCGCCACGACAGGAGCUGUUCAGCCAGCUGGUGGACACGGCCCAGGCCAGAGGGUUCGUCAUGGACACCAGGACCAACAAAGCCUUGGCUGACUCUCUGGACCGAGCCGUGGACCCCCAGGACCCGCUGGUGAACAGGCUCAUCAGAAUGAUGGCCACCCAAGCCAUGUCCCAGGCUGUGUACUUCUCCACUGGUGCUCAGCCCGAGGACCAGUACUACCAUUAUGGUCUUGCUCUGGACCGCUACACUCACUUCACCUCCCCGAUCCGCCGGUACGCCGACAUGGUGGUCCACCGCCUCCUGACCGCCGCCCUGCAGGUGGAACAGGGGGCGGAGCCUGCCAAAACACCAGCCGGUAAUAAAGACGUGGAGGAGCUGGCUGAGCACAUCAACAACAAGAACCGGGCGGCCCAGCGAGCCCAGAACCUUUCCAUCGGAUUGUUUCAGUGUCUCUUCUUCAAAGAACGGGAUCCUGAGAUCGACCCGCGCUGCGUGGCUGACGGCAUCAUCUACGCCAUCCGAGACAACGGCGUCUUGGUCUUUAUCCCAGAGUAUGGCGUGAAGGGCCCCGUCUACAUGAGGAACAAAGAGGGCCGGGUGGUGUCGGCAGGGCCAGACGGUACUUGCGAGUGGCAGACCGGAUCCGUUCGGCGGUACACGGACCACAUCAUCACCACGUCUGGAAGCGGCAGCGCCACCUUCAGGCUGUUUGACCACAUCACAGUUCGGAUCUCCGUCCUCUCCACAAACUGCCAUGCAGACACCUUGAACCUGGAGGUCGUCAGCAACAAGCCGCACCGCAGCGCGGCGCCACAGCUGCCCAGCUCACACGGACGCAGCCAGCUGGUCCAGGAGGUGGUGCGGCUCGCCGAGGAGGCGCAGGAGAAGGCGGUGCAGCGACCAAAACUCCCCAGGGAAGAGAGGGAGUUCCAACAGAGCAAAGCUCCUAACCUGUACUCCAUCCUGGAGGAGAUCCGAGAGUUGGCCCUGAUGGACCUGGAGACAGCUUCACGGGUCUGUGCAACAACAGCUUAGAGGAGCUGCUGCAGGGGUUUUGGACCGCCCGGCUGCGGCGGCACAUUUGUUUCCGGGAUAAAGAUGAAAUGAUUUUAGCUUGUUUGCUUCUGGUUUGUUAAAAAUGUUCUGAUGUUGAUGUUGGACUCUGGAAAUGAGACAAAGUUGUCCUGCAGAUUUUUUUACAUCAGAACCUUCCGAUACAAGACGAGACCAAUGGUAGAACUAACAUUAAUGCUGACCCGGUUACAUUUAAAACUAAUUGUUUAUUAUCAUUUUUAUAUUAAAACAACUGAAACAAAG